This is a messenger RNA of Lobosporangium transversale, 501 nucleotides long. RefSeq lists its product as hypothetical. NCBI's taxonomy places the organism in Eukaryota, Fungi, Mortierellomycota, Mortierellomycetes, Mortierellales, Mortierellaceae. The record is from RefSeq and is a predicted model, not a curated record. Bases 1 to 501 code for a protein of 166 amino acids. The transcript has 3 exons.
AUGAGCGUGGAAUUUACUGUCAACACAUUUAUACAGUUGUUUCAAGGCAAGAUUGAGCAAGUUUGCUGUCAGUGUUGUUUCGCUACGGUUGAUAGACGUAGAUUGUGUUCGAUGUCCCGCGUGGAAGGGUUGCGCACGCGUUUGGUAAAAAAACGCCUUCAAACAGCUUCUGAGAAUCAAAAAGAAACAGUCAGUGUAGACAUUACAACAACACACGUCUAUAUCAUGAUGGAUGGUAGAUGCCAAGGGUGGCGUUCAUCAAUAGAUAUGAAAUGUUGUAUAUUGAUCCCUCGGAACAUAAUAUCAAUCCAUGGUGCUGAACUUCAUUUUUGCAAGCAUACCAGCAUAGCCCAGAUCAAUUGCAUCCUUUUUCUCAGAUUCGAAAAAACUGUGGUACUUCGUGUUGAUGAAAUAAAUUAUAUGUGGUCGAUGCUUGUUGAAUAUGUAUGCCGCAAGGAAAAGAAAAAAUGGGCAGAGAAUCUGUCAAAGCACUUGGAUUAG